Messenger RNA from Pisolithus orientalis, 590 nucleotides. RefSeq lists its product as uncharacterized. The coding region runs from base 176 to 556 and encodes 126 amino acids. The transcript is spliced from 2 exons. Lineage: Eukaryota; Fungi; Basidiomycota; Agaricomycetes; Boletales; Pisolithaceae. The record is from RefSeq and is a predicted model, not a curated record.
ACAUCAUGAUGGCCCAGUUGUUCUGGGAAGAAUAAAGCAGCCCAAGGUCAUUGCUGAGGUUCUUGUAUAUGAGGGUUUACGCAAUACAUUUUCCCCGAGGACUCCCUACCGUAUCUCUCCCUCGUUGCCGACAUCGGUCUUUGUCGCUUCCUCUGCCUCGUCGGUCUUGAAAUCGAUGUCAGUAUCGUCAAGUGCAAUGCACGCCUCUCGGCUGUCGUUUCCCUGGCGGGAAUCGCUCUCCCCUUUGGCUGGGCUCGGCACUUUCAUCGCCUCUGUACCACCACUUCAUCGAUCCCUCGGUGCAAUUCACGCAUUUCAUGUUGUUUACCGGUGUGGCGUACUCUCCAUUACGGUCUUCCCUGUACUCUGUCGUAUCCUCACGGAGCUCAAAAUACUUGACACCACCGUUGAAAUUGUUAUGUUUGCCGGGGUCGGCAAUGACAUAGUUGGGUGGACGUUACUGACACUGAGUAUCGCCCUUGUCAACGCUGGCUCCGGACUUACAGCUAUGUUGACUUUACUGAUCUGUGUCGCCUUUGCGAUUUUCUUACCAUGACCGGUCAAAAGGGCAAUGCUCUGGCUAGCAAGAA